This is a messenger RNA of Desarmillaria tabescens, 1419 nucleotides long. RefSeq lists its product as uncharacterized. NCBI's taxonomy places the organism in Eukaryota, Fungi, Basidiomycota, Agaricomycetes, Agaricales, Physalacriaceae. The record is from RefSeq and is a predicted model, not a curated record. Bases 1 to 1419 code for a protein of 472 amino acids. The transcript is spliced from 5 exons.
AUGCGUUGUCAGAAAUUCAGGCCCGAUGAGUGCUAUCUCGACGAGGGAUCCGAUGCUAUCUAUCGCGUUCUUAUGGCCAACGGCGAUGUCCUUUCUCGUGUCCGUUCCAAGCUUCCCCGCACUGGCGUGGCUCGUGACGUCGCAGCUGCUAGGAAGGCAGCAGAAUUUUCGGAAGAGGAAGAAGCGCAACGGGAAGAAAUAGCAAAGGCCCGCCGAAACAUGCAAAUCCAGUGUGGUCGUUACGCCCUCGAGAUUCUGUCUGGCGCCGACUUUCGAACGCACUGCAUUGGUGCUCUCGUUGCGGGAGGACGCAUUCAACCACUCUACUAUGACCGCUCCGCCAUCAUUGUGUGUAAACCGGUUGCUAUCUUUGAACAGGAGGGUACUGACGUUACGGACGUGUUCGUGGCAAUGCUCAUCGGAUUGGGUCGCCUUUCUCUCAAGCAGCGAGGCAUUCAGGAACAAUUCUACGACGACAAGAUGCUCAUCGAGAAUUACAUGAAUAGAAGUCGUGAUCCCAAUGCCGUCUUUGUUGGGAUAACGCUUAGGUUGGUUAAAGGUGAUGAAAAGGUCGAGGUGACCCUUGGCUGGAUUAUAUCACGCCAUCCUAGCAUCGUCGGUCGAGACACUUGCGUAGUCGAGGCCACAUCGGAGCAUGAGGGGUGGACGGGUAAACAACUGAUUGUCAAGAUCAGUUGGCCGGACAUCCGCCGAACAUCUGAAACAGAUUUUGUGGGAAAAGCUCGAGAGAAGGCUCGAAAUAUGACGCAAGGCAAAAGGCCAGAAUGGGCCCUAAAUCACUUGCCGGACAUUCUCCUCUCCCAAGACUUCGGCUAUGACAUAAAGUCUACUCAGACGAACCUGGUAGAUUUCUUCGCAAAGACCAUGUUUGUAGACAAGAAAUUUGAGUACGAGGGACGUGUGUGUCGAAUCGCUGUCCAAGAGAAACUGUAUUCCUUCGACGAACUGCAGACGCCUCAAGAGUAUGCUCAGGUCUUCUUCGAUAUUUUGCAGAGUACCAAAAGCAACAUUAUGUGGCGCCGGACCAUCGAUGGUCAUCUACGCGGGGUCCUUAACGAUUUCGAUUUUUCUUCCUUCCGAGAUGACACCCCUUCCUUGCUUCAGCGUGUCGGCACUCGACCUUACAUGGCGUAUGAACUCUUCGAAGAUGAGUAUGUCGAGGAUCCACCGCCUACUAAACACCUUUAUCGCCACGAUGUGGAAUCCAUCUUCUACGUCAUCCUUCUACUUUGUUGUCGUUACCAACUCGACACUACACAGGAAUCUUCUGAAUGUGCGAUUCCAGCAAGAAAAUUAGCUGUUUUCAUGGGACUCGGACAUGUCAACAUCAGUCCGAAGAGGGACUUCUCGCAAAGCAACAUCAUUCUUGCCUACAAUAUCGAGACAAACAAGGAUUAG